UAAAUUGACGAUUUUAUUAUUUCCUACGCUUACUAUUUAAUUCUAUUUCAAGUUAAUUGUGAGGAAAAUGAGAUUAAUAAGGUUAUUAAGUGCCAUACUCAUUCGACCCUAAAGACCAUUAAAGUUUGAUAGAGUUUCGCCUCUUCAAAGUUACUCUGUUUAUGUAGUCAAAGCUGUACACCAUAACUGACCAUAACCUAUCGUGUUGUUUCUCUUGCGUUUUAUUGCAUACAUAGCAAUUCCAAAAACCGGUGUUUCAUGUUUUCUCUGUUGUUUUCAUAAUAUUGUCAUAAAGUAGAAGCGAAAGCUUAAAAAAUGGAAGAUCUAGUCGAGGUUAUGGAUGUGGAAAUGGUUCCUGUGGGGGAUGACAGUAAAACUGUUGAUUCUGACCAAGCUAGUGUAAAAACGUUUAAUUCAAGCAAUAUGCAAAUAUCAGAGAAGGAAUUGGGCAGCCGUUAUGAGAAUCGUGGUGGUAUGUUUAUGACAGGUGUAGAUAUAUUUAGCAAAGAGGAGAAACUGAAAAUGGAAGAGAGAGCUAAGCGUUUUGGAUUAACGGACAAAUUAAAAAGUAGUUUGUCCAAUCAAGAGCAAGACUUGUACUCUAGUAUGGGCAUUAUAGAGGAUAAUGAAAACACCAAAAAUAUCAGAUUGAAUGUGAUACAUAUGAGAGGAACUGAAGAAAUGAGCACCAAAGAUGUUUUCAAAUAUUUUGAAGACUAUGCUCCAGCUUCCCUCGAAUGGAUUAAUGAUGUGUCUUGUAACGUGGUAUGGUUAGAGAACUUAUCUGCAGCCAGAGCUAUGUUGGGAUUAUCAAAAAAAAUUAUUGGUUUGGACAAAGCCGCUCAAAGAAGUAUAAAGACGCACGACAACAGUCCAGACGAAGAGAAUAACGUAGCUACUGAAGAAUGUAUUGAAGAAACGGACGAUGAUAAUGAAAGUACAAACGUAACAAAAGAUACACCGCAAGACGAUUAUAUAAGUAUCAAGGAUAUCAAUUGUCCCUUACCUCCUGGUUUAUGGAGAAAGGGUAUCGAUUACCCUAAAUCUAAAGCAAUAUUUCUUAGAUUCGCUACUAGAGCUGAUAAGAAGCAACCAAACGCGGAAAAAAUGAGUGAAUAUUACAAAAAAUAUGGAAACCCCAAUUUUGGAGGUAUUAAAGGAAUCUUGACAGAGUCUCGCAAGCGAAUGUACAAGCAAAUCAAGCAAACUAAAAGAAGAGUCAAAGAAGAGCCGGAAGACGAUACUAAAGAUAAGAAACGUGUAAAAAAUCCGUGGGGGGCAUUGUCGGAAAACUGGGGUCUCGAUGAUUUCGUAGAGGACGAUUUCGAUACGAAGAACGAUCAUAAAGAUCAGGGGCGUAGCGUAAAGGAAAGACUGGGUGCAAAGCAUUCUCCAAAAGAACCAACAACCGUGGAAGAACAAGAAAGCAAUCCAAGUAGCAGUGACAGCGAAGACGAAUGGCGUAAAAGGAGUAAAGUAUUGCGAAUGCGAAUGCAUGCAGACGACGAGGAAGAAAAGAUACACAAACGACGCGCGAAACUUCGACAACAAACAAUGUUAUGCAGCUUAAGUGGAGCCAAUGAUUUACGAUCGAGGCUCGGUAGGUCGAGAACAGGAACACAAUUCCGUGAUGCAAUCCAAGUAGUUGUAACAAAUACAAACGUAACGAAACCGAAUUCAGUGAAACACAACGAUUCAGAGGAGGAAGAUGGUGAAAUCGUAGAGGAUGAUGAGAGCCAAGAAAAGGAAGAAGGUGAGUGGCAAGGAUCCGACGAGGAGGAAGAAGAAGAAGAGAAGGAAGAGGAAGAAGAUUACAGUGACGAGGAUAGCGAUAGACCAGCAAAAGAAGUCCAAGGACCUAAAGGCAGCGUGAUAAAAGUAGUUCAGCACAAACCUCGCGUUGCUUCUACAGUGUGGGCAAGAUUGAACCAUGUAAAAAGUGAAGUUAUCGACAACUCUGUCAAGGAUAGGCAUUCGAAAGUACGAGAUUUAAGGAGUACUUUGAAAAGCGGUGAUCUUCGCUCUCGUAUUGGUGCUCACGCGAGAGGACGCUCCCCAUUGAGGAUAGAAGUGAAAAAUGACAAAUACACGGAAGAAGAUAGUGAUACGGAAUAGUUGUUGAUUAGUCGAACGAAUUGUCACAGAAAUGUGAGACAUGGUUAUGUUUCAGUGAAGAGUACAGCGUGGUGCAAAACUUUAUAAUUGGUGUAUAGAUAUAUAGAAAAUGCACUCAUUACGCCGAAUCUGUCGCGAUCCAUACGACUUUUAUAGCAGUUAUCGAUCAAUGAUAUUAAUCGACUGAUGUAAUAUCAUGUUUCAACAUUGCGUUAUUUCAGUUGUUUGCGUUAUUAGAUGCAAUUAUAAAUUUCAGUGAUUGGCCAUUUGAAAAACAGUCGUCAGAUGUAGCCAAAAGUUUUAUGCUGCAAGCUUCAGCUACAAAUUUUCCAAGAUAGUGUAUAAUUAAUAUGUACAUUUCGACAUAUAAAAUUUUACCACGUUCUUUACUCUUGCUGUGCACGUCUUUAACGCAACCAAUGCGUUACACAUGAAUAUUUUUUACUAGAUCUCAUCUUCCUACUCUUAAAACAGUAUAAAAUAUUAACGAACGGGUAAUGAGUGCUUCCUGGAAUGUAUAUAAACAUUAUCGAGUAUAGAUAAUAAUCGAAAAAAAACAUACUUUCGUUCACGCAUUGGGUAUGGGGAAAUAUGUAUUUUUAAAUAUUCGUUUGUGUGUCCGUGUCUACGCAUAUAGUUCGUUGAACAUCGAGCACUUUUAAUAAUAGUAAUAAUGAUAAUACUAUUAUAAUGCUAACAUUGGAUAUUUGAGAAUAUACAUAUAUCGUCUAAGAGAAGAAAUAUUUUCAGAUACUUCAUAAUUAACGAAAGAGUAAACUUCUACUCGAAAGAAGAAAGUAUGCAAACGAAUAUUUAAUGCAUGGUGCAUUGAAGCAACAAUGUAAUUUUAGAGGUUAUAUUUGUUUUGAAAAAUUUCAGUGUUAAAACCGAUAAAACAAAAGUAAAACUGGAAACUCAAAAAUACUCAACACAAGUGUAAAUAAAAAAUAAACUUUUACGCGAUUAAUACGAUACGUGCAGAGCAUUUAGAGUAUAUUUUCCUUAUGUAUUUUGUGAAUAAUUAAAUAUUUCGAGAUCUGUGAUUUCUUAGAAUUGUACUUUUAAAAAAGUAAACAAAAAAAAGUACUGUUUAAUAACGAUAGUUCACUGGCCCUCUAAAGUCUAAAUCGUCUUAAUCGCAAUACGAACUUUUUGUUACACAUCGAACAAAAAAAUACGAUUAAUUAAACGAUCCAUCGAGAUCAAGUAACUAGGAAGAAGAAUAAUUGUGACAUCGAUUCCGAAUAAUUGACCAAUAAAGCCGCUUUUAUAUUAGCACAAUAAUACUUUGAAUAGUCAUUUAAAAUACAAUAAUUGAUAAUUACGAUUUUCAAUACAUAUAUAUGUAUAAUAUAUAUAUUCAUCAUUUACACGAAUAACAAUUAUUCGGAGAAAUGGCUGAAGAUAAUUUAAAAAAAAAAAGGAAAGAUUUCCCGUCGAAGAACACAAUGGAUUAUUGGAAUAUUAUUCUUUAGCCGCAUUCAUGGAGUUUUAUAUUGUUACUUUGAGUCUUUCUUCUUAAUAAUUAAUCUCGUUUCUGUACUGUUCAUUAUCUUGAACAACGAUACUUCGCUACUUGUAUACCAUUACCUCAUUUCAAAGAUCAGUAUUAAAUUUUAUGAAUGCAGCUGGAGGCACGAGGUAAUUUAAUGCAUUAACAAACGAGAUGUAAUAUUUUUGAUACCAUUCAGCGUUCGAACAUUUAUAUUAUAUAAUGUGCUUUAUUCAAAAUGGCAUGAUCAUUUAAAGUCGUCUAACUACGUUCGCUAUCCGUGAGUUGACUUUCUAACGUGGGUUAUAAUAGUUUAUUACUUGCAACGGUCUACCCGAUCGUGAAUUAGUCUCAACGUUCGCCAACUACCUACUUAUUUAUUUCUGCUGCAGAAUUAAAAAUAUCAAUCUCGUUUGUUAAAAGGCAAUCGUGCAAAAUAUCGAGGAUCUCUUUCUCCUAUCUUACAUAAAACUGUUAAUAUGUUCUUCUAAUUACUGUUUUUGUUUUUCUUUGUCGGAACGACGCACCCCACCGUCGAUUCUCUCACUCUUUCUCCCGUUAUAUAUAUAUUUUUUUUUUUUGUUCUUUUUGUUUUAUCAUAAAUGACGUAUAACAUUGAAAAUCCAUAGACGAAAUAUUCUUUCAAUAUUCGGAUAUAUAAGAUAUGAAUCGGCAACAACAACAAACACACGCAACGUUAAGUAUAUUAGGCCUGAUGAUAUUGAUAAGAUUUCUAUCAAUGUAUAUUAAACACUACGAUCUAUCGUUGCUCGCA
Messenger RNA from Hylaeus anthracinus, 4382 nucleotides. RefSeq names its product nuclear cap-binding protein subunit 3-like. NCBI's taxonomy places the organism in Eukaryota, Metazoa, Arthropoda, Insecta, Hymenoptera, Colletidae. The record is from RefSeq and is a predicted model, not a curated record. Gene Ontology annotation, cellular component: cytosol; nucleus. Gene Ontology annotation, molecular function: mRNA binding; RNA 7-methylguanosine cap binding. The transcript is spliced from 8 exons. The coding region runs from base 316 to 2115 and encodes 599 amino acids.